UACUACUCCUCGCCAUUCAGUCGUCAUAAUGCAAUCUUCCAGCCUACUUGGAUGGGCAGUGUUUGCCACCAUCGUUCGUUUGACCAGCCCUGCCGAGGCCGGUGACGACGAAGUCGCAGCCAAACGGAUUACCAUGAUAAAAUGCCAACACUACCUGGACAUGGUGUCGAUCCCGCACGAUAUCAUGACGCUGGAGAUGGACUCCCGGGUGCGCAAGGUCUACAGCGUGCAUUGUCCGUUGCAGAACCCGUACGUGGUCGGAGGACGCCGUGUCGAGAAGUACGAGUUUCCGCAUAUGGUGGCGCUCGGGUUUUGGGCCCGUUCGAUCUGGACGAGUGACGGCGUACCGUACACGUUCCAGUGCGGGGGCACGUUGAUUAGUGAACGCUUUGUGAUGACCGCCGCACACUGUAUCAACAAGGAUCUGGCGAUCGUUCGCGUCGGGGUGGUGGACUUGAACGAUCCCGAUGCGGAGGACAUUAGGAUCGUGGAAAAGAUCGUUCAUGAAGACUAUUCGCCGGAGACCAGGUACGACGAUAUAGCGCUGCUGCGGUUGGAACGUAACGUGACGAUAUCGCUGCAUGUGCGGCCGGCGUGCUUGGGGACGGACCGCACCGAGCGGAUUCAACGGGCCACGGUCACUGGGUGGGGUAAAACCAGUCAAGAUUCACACCUGUCGGAUAGCUUGGGCAAGGUGUCGCUGGACGUGCCGAGUGAUCGCAAGAAAUGCGCCCGGAUGUAUCGAGGGAUUGGACAAAGCCCGCUGAUCGAUCGGCAAAUCUGUGCUGGAUCGCUGGACGGCAAUCAGGAUGCUUGCCACGGGGAUUCGGGAGGACCGCUGCAGGUGUUUGAGGAAGGCGAAUGUCGGUACCACGUGGUGGGAGUGGUAUCGUACGGAAAAAUCUGCGGUUCUGCCGAGUAUGGACUGUACACGAGGGUUUCGCGCUAUCUGGGGUGGAUUGUAAGGACAGCGUGGCCCGACGAUUGGUCACAUCAGGAAUAUUGGGAGAGCUGGUAGAUGUGA
Aedes aegypti (yellow fever mosquito) is the source of this 1024-nucleotide messenger RNA. Its product is annotated as venom protease-like. The transcript has 3 exons. Gene Ontology annotation, biological process: proteolysis. Gene Ontology annotation, molecular function: serine-type endopeptidase activity. The coding region runs from base 29 to 1018 and encodes 329 amino acids. Lineage: Eukaryota; Metazoa; Arthropoda; Insecta; Diptera; Culicidae. The record is from RefSeq and is a predicted model, not a curated record.